CAGGACUACAACUCCCAUUGCCCGUAAUUAGGAAACGCCUGCAAGACGAGUGUGGGAGUUGUAGUUCAGCCACAGACUGGGCUCGGAAGGCAGCUUGGGAUGCCAAGCGCAUGUGCGCCUGCUGUUAUUUAGUGCAUGGGAACCAUGCCGGGGGAGCAGGAGCCCGUACAUCGACAGAUUCGCUUCGCCGAUGGCAGCGGCAGCAGUAAUGAAGGCGAUAAAGAGAGUGAGGAAAGCGGGAGCCCUUUGUUGGAUGGACUUCCGCUUCAGGAGCUCCCUAAAGACCAGCAGCAAGUGGGGCCCCAGCUCAAACUGCUCCCCAUGAAUGAUCAAAUCCGGGAGCUGCAGACUAUCAUUAGGGACAGAUCAACAAGUCGUGGGGACUUUGUAUUUUCUGCAGACCGGCUGAUCCGGCUGGUGGUGGAAGAGGGACUCAAUCAGCUGCCUUACACAGAAUGCACAGUCACUACACCCACAGGUUACAAGUAUGAUGGAGUGAAAUUUGAGAAGGGAAACUGUGGUGUGAGCAUUAUGCGGAGCGGAGAGGCCAUGGAGCAGGGAUUGCGAGACUGCUGUCGAUCUAUUCGCAUUGGGAAAAUCCUUAUCCAGAGUGAUGAGGAAACGCAGAAAGCUAAAGUUUAUUAUGCAAAGUUCCCUCCUGAUAUCUACAGACGGAAGGUUCUCUUGAUGUACCCUAUACUCAGCACUGGCAAUACUGUUAUUGAAGCGGUAAAGGUAUUAAUUGAACAUGGAGUCCAGCCAGCUUGCAUUAUUCUGCUCAGCCUUUUUUCUACCCCACAUGGUGCCAUCUCUAUCAUCCAGGAAUUCCCCGACAUCACCAUUCUAACUACAGAGGUUCAUCCUGUGGCUCCAACUCACUUUGGCCAGAAGUACUUUGGCACAGACUGAACAAAUGGCAACUCUAUAAGCUGGAAACCAACACAGGGCCCUGCAGCUUAACCUGCAUUCUCUGCCCUUUGGGCACAUUACAAUAUGCAACCUCUUUGCUAACUUUCCUUUUCUAGAUUUCUACUUCAUUUUCUGUCUGGCCACAAGGAGAACGCUAUGAAAAAUGUUUGAACUUUUGACCACUGAAAUUCAUGAGAACUUUAAAUGGACAACAUGAUAUAAGAGAGAUUAAUAUAUAUAUAUAACUUCUGCUUUACAGGAAACUAUUUACUGUUUAUAAAUCUGACUUGAGUGCCAUGAAUUUUCAUUCAAAUCUAGAGCUGUUAGAGCACUGCUGAUGUGCUUCCUUCUCUACAUGCUUAGUGUUUGUGGGUGCACUUCCAUGUGUUCGGUGGCAAAGUUAUGGUUCCAAAUGCAUAUAUCAGUCCCAGGGUCACGUAUGCGAACCCUUCCUAUAUCAAGUCAAGUAAGUGCAGACUUUAAUACUUGUUUCUGAUUGGCUGUAAGUAGAGUCUAGUGGCUAAUGGUAAGAUGCGUCAGCCAAAGUAACAUGGCAGCCCCAAGCAUAUAUGUCGGUGAUGGCUAACAUGCUGGUCCUUUAUGCUCGGCCUUGUCCCCCAUUUAGCUGCCUGCACAGAAAUGCUUGUAUGAAUGCCCAGAAUGUUAAAUAAUUCACACUGCCAGCUUUAAAUAAAACUCUGUACAAUGACACUCCAUUAACUCUUUUGUCAGUGUACCAGCUAGCACACAUUAUACACUGCUUUUAAAGUGUCAUACAAAAAGAAAUAUCUGGUCACCUUUCUUUUAUUAAAAGGAACUGUAUUAUGCCAUCACCAACAGGAAGUAAAAUGUGUGGUUAUUUAUAUAUGUCUGUGCUAUAUGCAGAGAAGGAGGUAUUUAAUAACAUGGUAUUGUCUGUGUACAAGUGUUUAUAUUUAGAAAUUAAGUGACUUACAAACACAGGUGCAAAAUAGCACAUGUGAAGUUGCCAGUAUCAACCAAUCAGCAAUUGGGUUUUAGCAGUCUGUUUUCAUUUUACAAUCUGUAUUAGACCCUCUGAAGCUAAUUGCUGGCUGGUUUUUGGCAACUGCACGGGUUCAAUUUAGCAUCUGUGUUUGAAAUUCUGCCCCAGAAUGUAUGUUCCCUUUAAUGAAUAUGUUCUACUUGAGAAACCUUUCAGCCUAGUACAUUGUCAUUUCAGUGUGACCAAAACCGGCCUUACAGGAAUUUAUUAUCUCUGGGAUAUCUUUCUUACAUUCUUGUCAAAGUAGAUGGGGUGCUGUUUCCUAUGGUUACAUGCUCAUCCUAAAGAUGUUAGUGCUGUGAGCCAUUAGUACAUCUCACACCUCAUUGCAUUUUGUGUUUCUAAAGAGCCAGUAAAUUCAUCUCUGUCCAUUAUUUGCAAAUAGAUUCUUUCUUUGAGCAGCAGCAGCAGCAGCAGCAGCAGCAUUCCUGAUUUUGCAGUGAUCCUCUUAUGAAGAAUGAAUAUUUCAUCAUUGUUACCUUGUAACUGAACCACUGCCCUUUGUUUGUAUUAGAGCACUAAGCUGUUGUACUGUUUCCUAUGUACACCAGCCCUGUGCAAAUUAAAGUGACAAUGACACCUUUAUUUUACAGUUUUCUGCAAGUUGUUCAGUUUACAGGGUGCUACUGUUACUUUCAGAGCACUCCCCAAAUCUGCUCCAGGUAACCUUGCAGACAUCAUGAAGGUACAUGUGCAUCAAGCCAAUAAGUGCUAUUGGCACUCUCAUUGAAUUUGCAUAUAUUUAAUGCUGGCUUAUUAUUUCAUUUCUUUGAGUAGAUAAACUGGACCCUGGGCUGAUUCGGCCUGAUUAUAAAUAUGAGUUGAGCUUCUUUGGUUUAUUUAUUUUAUUUCUUUCCAAUGAUAGCAGUACAACUGAGCACUAAAGCAAGGCCAAACAGAUUUUUUUAUUUUAAUUUCCUCCAUUGGAAACUGACAUCUCAUACAGCAGAUUUCUGCUUCCAUUGUGAAGCAGGCACAGUAAUUAAGAUGGGGCUACAUUUGCAACCUAACCAGUUGUCCCAAACAGCUGCUCUCGCAAAAAACCACAUGCCUGGUUAAGUUACUGUGUGGUCUUUCUCUGUACUUGCCACUUCAUUUACGGACUAGGAAAGUCCUGCUGUUCAUCUGUGCACAAGGGGUUGGGUACUGAGGCAAACCUAAAGCUAGUGAGUAUAAAGGUGACGAGUACCUGCUCUUCCCUGGUGCUUAGUAGUGGUUACCUAGGUAAGCAAGGUCUCCAGUUUAAUGGCAUGCCAUAACGAUUCAGUGGAGCUUUAAUAACAGCUGCAGGCUGUGUGCGUAACAGAAGAUCUUUGGGGCCCCUGACGAGAUGCAGAUACAGUCCCAUGCUAAUUGCUGCCUUUACAUCAGUUUUGCCAGAAUCAGUGUCUGUUUAGGUCUCUGUUAAAAUGAUGCAGCUUUGGUGGUUUAUUUUUUGUACAUUUGAUUUAUUUAUUAGCAACAAUAAAAUAACACAUUGUUACUCUUG
Molecule: messenger RNA, 3422 nt
Organism: Xenopus tropicalis (tropical clawed frog)
Lineage: Eukaryota; Metazoa; Chordata; Amphibia; Anura; Pipidae
Gene: uprt
Product: uracil phosphoribosyltransferase homolog
Exons: 7
Coding region: 136-909 (257 amino acids)
Cellular component (GO): cytoplasm; nucleus
Source: RefSeq, a predicted model, not a curated record